This is a messenger RNA of Mugil cephalus (flathead mullet), 3018 nucleotides long. Its product is annotated as tyrosine-protein kinase receptor TYRO3-like. Gene Ontology annotation, biological process: multicellular organism development; protein phosphorylation; nervous system development. Gene Ontology annotation, cellular component: plasma membrane; signaling receptor complex. The record is from RefSeq and is a predicted model, not a curated record. The transcript is spliced from 15 exons. Gene Ontology annotation, molecular function: ATP binding; protein binding; ephrin receptor activity. NCBI's taxonomy places the organism in Eukaryota, Metazoa, Chordata, Actinopteri, Mugiliformes, Mugilidae. Bases 99 to 2765 code for a protein of 888 amino acids.
UUCCUCAAAGCCAAAGCGCAACACAGGCGUCACUCAGAGGAGAUGACUGAUAGCAUGGACGGCACAUGGCACUAAUAUAGGGAGUCGAUGGAAUAAACAUGGCUGUUUGUGAACGUGUACUGAUGUCAGGCUGGUGUAGGUUAGUCCUGUUGUUCAUGCUGAUAUGGGAGCAUGGAGCUGAGGAGGUGGACAUUUUUCACUCUGACAAACAAACCAGAGAAGGAUGGGUUUCUGAACCACGCAAACAAUGGGUUGACAUGCGGAUGACGGUGGGCACUCAGGCCUCUGUGCCUGUGCUCCAAGCUUGUGCUGAAAGAAGAACGAGGACUUUUCUAAGCUCCUGGAUGGAGCGUGGAGACGCCAACUAUCUCCUCAUGGAUGUUGCGUUUGCUCUGGAAGAGGAGCCCUCCGGUGAGGACAGCCCUCUGCAAGUUCACCUUUUCAACUCAGACACCUCCAUCACAAGAUUUCGCGACGGCUGGAAAGUCCUGGACCUGCGGACUUCCAAACCAUUCCCAAGCAACUUCAAACCGAGCCAAAUACCUGACUAUCUGAAUCGCAGCGUGGCGCUGAGCUUGGGCUCGGUCACCCACAGAGGAUUUCAUCUGGCCUUCUCCUACUCAGGAACAUGCGCAUUGUUAACCUCCAUCAGGCUGUACUACAGGAGGUGCCCCGGCAUCGUAUCUAAUCUGGUCUCAUUCGGAGGAACAGUGGCUGGAUCGGGGACCCUCCAGGGUUCUUGUGUGGAGGGAGCUGUGGAGGUUUCUCCUCCUUUUAGGCAGUGUGGUGUAGAUGGAGUGUGGGGGCCACUGGAGGGGAUGUGCACCUGCAAACCUGGGCAUGAAGAAGUGGAGAACGCAUGUCAAGCCUGCAGGAUUGGCUACUACAAGGCAUCCAAUCAGAGUGGAGGAUGCCGGCUGUGCCCAGUGAACACCAGGACCCGUGGGGAGGGAUCAGAGAGCUGUGAAUGUGUCCAGGGUUUCAGCCGCCUGCAAACUGACCCCGAUCACCUCGGUUGCACCAAGCCGCCUUCUGCUCCAGUGAACCUAACAACCCACCACCUCAACGAUUCUGUGCUGACGGUGACGUGGGACCCUCCUCACGACACUGGAGGCCGACCUGAGGUGAAGUAUCGGGUCACAUGUGAGAAGGCGGCAAGCUCUGGCAGGAAGUGGGAGGCGUGCGGGGACGUGUUUUUCCUUCCGGAGUGGCUAACCAACACAUCAGUCAGCAUCACGGGUCUGAACCCACAGCUCGACUACAGGCUCUCAGUGCAAGCCUGGAACGACAUUUCCACCCUGCAGGGGGCGCCACAUUCAUCCACCGCUACUGUUACCAUUCAGAGAUGGAAGGUUCCUCCUGUGGUGACCUCCAUGACCCCAGGCCUAAACACCUCUGGUCACGACCCAACCCAUGCUCCUCAUCGCGGGAGUCGCUCCCCGUCCGCGUGGCUCACGGUCGGUGCUUUGUUCAUUAGUCUCAUGCUUGUGGCCGUAUUCCUUAUCGCAUCUUACGUCCACUGCCGGAACCGCAACAAACGCAGGAUGGACCAACCACUUUUGGUGGGCGAUCCUGUUAUUUCUUAUCGACAGCUACUAGGGUCAGAUGCUGCAGCCCAGCCCGAAGAGCCAGAGGGGGUUCUCCAGCUGUUGGGAGUACUCAGCGACCAGUUGCUGGACAGUCUGAGGGAUGUCCUGGUUGAGAGACACCAGCUGACCCUGGGCAAGGAGCUGGGCAAAGGGGAGUUUGGCUCGGUGUACGAAGGCAUCUUUACGCUACAGGAAGGCACUGACAUCAGAGUUGCUGUGAAAACCAUGAGAGUCGGGAUCCACAGCCAGCAAGACUUGCACGAGUUCCUGAGAGAGGCGGAGAUCAUGAAGAACUUUGAUCAUAAAAAUGUUGUGGGGCUGCUGGGGGUCACCUUACAGAGAGAGGAGGACUCUACUCUGCCGGUACCUUUGGUCAUACUUCCCUUCUUGAAGCAUGGAGACCUGCGGCGCUUCCUCAUUGCUACCCGCUACGGUGAUGUUCCUAUGUUCGUGCCCCAUCAGACCCUCCUGCGCUUCAUGAUAGACAUCGCGAUGGGGAUGGACUAUCUGAGCUCCAACGGGUUCCUGCACAGAGACUUGGCUGCACGUAACUGCAUGUUGGGUGAUGAUCUCAGGGUGUGCGUUGCUGACUUUGGCCUCUCCAAGAAAAUCUACAGCAGCAACUACUACCGACAGAAAAUAGCCAUCCGUGUGCCCAUCAAGUGGAUGUCCAUGGAGAGUCUGUCCGAGUCCAUUUACACCACCAAGAGUGAUGUGUGGUCGUUUGGAGUGACCAUGUGGGAGAUUGUUUCCCGGGGGAGGACGCCUUAUCCUGGGGUCUCCAAUCACGAACUUCUGGACCUGCUGCUGUCUGGACACCGGCUGAAACCACCCGAGGACUGUGAUCAGAAACUUUAUGAAGUCAUGAGGAGCUGCUGGGACAGGGAUCCGGCCCGGAGGCCUGACUUCAGGGCGCUAGCCGAAACCCUGAGAGGCCUUUUGUCCGAGCUGCCGGUCCUGGAGCCGAGCGAAGAGGCCAAUUACAUCAACCAGGGCCUGGAGGUCCUCACUCACUCUUCUCCUUCUCCUGCCUCUCAAGAGCAGCAGGCAGAUUCUGGCGGACGAUGGGAGAACGUCUACCUGCCUUCUCCCGUGGGAGCGGCUGCAGCCAGAGUCGAGGAUACGGAAACAGAGGACGGUUACCUUAAGAGUGGUGUCUGCUCAGUAGAUAAGUGAGAUGAAAAUCACUGAAAGACGAGAUUAUGACAUGUGAUUCUCUUCGCGGACGGUUUGUAAGUUGUUGGACGGUGUGGAUGUUUUGUUGUGGAUGUGUUGGACGGAGUUCUUCUUAAAUAGCAUGAGACAGCGAAUGAAAGUCUUUAUCUGUAUAUUUGGUACUUUAAACACUGUUACUAGUGAAGGUAUGUGUCCAUAAAAAGAAAUAAUAAAAUCAAUUGUUUAUUUUCAUAAAGAUCACCAUGAAACUUCU